GAAUUGCAUUUUAUAACAACAGAGAAGAUUCUGCAAGGAUCAUAUUUAAAAGUACUAUUUGCUGAUGCUUCAUUUCUAAUCCUCUAGAAAAAUUUCAGCUAUAGCCCUUGGACUAGAAGCUGAAAUCAUAGAAGCUGUGUAUGAUGCGUUAGGGUAUUGAAGAAAAAUAAUUUUUGAAUUAUAUAUUUGGAAUAUAAGGAAGGAAAGGUGACUGAAAAUGGGGCGGAAGAAAAUACAAAUCACACGCAUAAUGGAUGAAAGGAACCGACAGGUUACUUUUACAAAGAGAAAGUUUGGAUUGAUGAAGAAAGCCUAUGAACUUAGUGUGCUCUGUGACUGUGAAAUAGCGCUCAUCAUUUUCAACAGCUCUAACAAAUUGUUUCAGUAUGCCAGCACUGAUAUGGACAAAGUUCUUCUCAAGUAUACGGAAUAUAACGAGCCCCAUGAAAGCAGAACCAACUCGGAUAUUGUUGAGGCUCUGAACAAGAAGGAACACAGAGGGUGCGACAGCCCAGACCCUGAUACUUCAUAUGUGCUAACUCCACAUACAGAAGAAAAGUAUAAAAAAAUUAAUGAGGAAUUUGAUAAUAUGAUGCGGAAUCAUAAAAUCGCACCUGGCUUACCACCUCAGAACUUCUCGAUGUCUGUCACAGUCCCUGUGAGCAGCCCUAAUGCUUUGUCCUACACUAACCCAGGGAGUUCACUUGUGUCACCUUCUUUGGCAGCCAGCUCCACGUUAGCAGAUUCAAGCAUGCUCUCUCCUCCUCCUGCCACGUUACAUAGAAAUGUAUCCCCAGGAGCUCCUCAGAGACCACCAAGUACUGGCAAUACAAGUAGCAUGUUGAGCACUACAGAUCUCACAGUGCCAAAUGGAGCUGGAAGCAGCCCAGUGGGGAAUGGGUUUGUAAACUCGAGAGCUUCUCCAAAUUUGAUUGGAAAUACCGGUGCAAAUAGUAUAGGCAAAGUCAUGCCUACAAAGUCUCCCCCUCCACCAGGUGGUGGCAAUCUUGGAAUGAACAGUCGAAAGCCAGAUCUUCGAGUCGUCAUUCCCCCUUCAAGCAAGGGGAUGAUGCCUCCACUGUCGGAGGAAGAGGAAUUGGAGUUGAAUACCCAAAGGAUAAGCAGUUCUCAAGCCACUCAGCCCCUUGCUACCCCCGUAGUGUCUGUGACAACCCCAAGCCUGCCUCCGCAGGGACUCGUGUACUCCGCAAUGCCAACAGCCUACAGCACUGAUUACUCACUGACCAGCGCUGACCUGUCGGCCCUGCAAGGCUUCAACUCUCCAGGAAUGCUGUCUCUGGGGCAGGUGUCAGCCUGGCAGCAGCACUCUCUAGGACAAGCAGCCCUCAGCUCUCUUGUUGCUGGAGGGCAGUUAUCUCAGGGUUCAAAUUUAUCCAUUAAUACCAACCAGAACAUCAACAUUAAGUCAGAACCAAUUUCACCUCCCCGGGAUCGAAUGACCCCGUCUGGCUUCCAGCAGCAACAGCAGCAGCAGCAGCAGCAGCAGCAGCAGCCACCACCACUACCGCAACCACCACAGCCCCAGCCCCAGCCCCGGCAGGAAAUGGGACGCUCCCCUGUGGACAGUCUGAGCAGCUCUAGUAGCUCCUAUGAUGGCAGUGACCGUGAGGAUCCGCGGGGUGACUUCCAUUCUCCAGUUGUGCUUGGCCGACCCCCAAACACUGAGGACAGAGAGAGCCCUUCUGUAAAGCGCAUGAGGAUGGACGCAUGGGUGACCUAAGGUUUCCAACUCAUGUUUGUACUAUGUGUUACUGCGGUGAACUGCCCUGCAUAUCUACAUUGGCAAAUAAGGUCAUGAGUUAAACAUAUUUAUAUGUACAUACAUAUAUAUCCCUUGACAUAUAUAUGUAUGUGGUGUGAGUGUGUGUAUGUGUGAGUGUGUGGUGCAUAUACCGAAUCAGGCACUUACCUGCAAACUCCUUGUAGGUCUGCAGAUGUGUGUCCCAUGGCAUACAAAGCACUCUGUAGGCACAGACUAGUCUGGCACUUCCUUGGACUACUUGUUUCAUAAGAUAGCCAAUUUUUGCGAGAAUCAUGUACCCAUAUAGAAUUCUCCCACACUAGCUUGCAGAAACCUAGAGGGCCCCCUACUUGUUUUAUUUAACUGUGCGGUGACUGUAGUGACUUCAGAAAAAUGCUUUGUAGAACAGAGCAGUAGAAAAGCAGGAAUCAAGAAAGCAAUACUGUACAUAAAAUGUCAUUUAUAUUAAUACCCAACCUGGCAUGGGUCUCUGUUGCAAAGGGGUGCAUGGGAAAGGGCUGUUGAUAUUAAAAAACAAACAAACAAAAAAGCCCCACACAUAACUGUUUUGCACGUGCAAAAAUUUAUUGGGUCAAAGAAGUGAUCUUUAGCUAAUAAAGAGAGAAUAGCAAACACGCAUGAGAUAGUCACAAAA
Messenger RNA from Fukomys damarensis (Damara mole-rat), 2417 nucleotides. RefSeq names its product myocyte enhancer factor 2A (gene Mef2a). The transcript has 11 exons. Gene Ontology annotation, biological process: positive regulation of transcription by RNA polymerase II; heart development; cell differentiation. The record is from RefSeq and is a predicted model, not a curated record. Bases 218 to 1741 code for a protein of 507 amino acids. NCBI's taxonomy places the organism in Eukaryota, Metazoa, Chordata, Mammalia, Rodentia, Bathyergidae. Gene Ontology annotation, molecular function: DNA-binding transcription factor activity, RNA polymerase II-specific; RNA polymerase II cis-regulatory region sequence-specific DNA binding; protein dimerization activity.